AUGAACUUAUUAUAUAAUAAAAUAUUUAGAGCCCUUCGUAGCGCCGUAGCGCGUGGCGUCGUAGCUGUAGGGCGGGCGACAAACGCGCGUGCGUGCGUCAGUGCAAAGCCGGCGGCCGCCGCGUGUCGCCGACCAUCGCGCUCGGCAUGCGAUAUCGAAGCCGCUUACAUCCAUCAAUUAGACUGUACCGUGCGCCCCUGUGCCGGCGGCGGCAUGCUGGGCGCGCGGCUCAAGUCAUGGAUGGAGGCGCAGUUGGGGCGCGCAAAGAAGCGUAAGCAGAAGCAAACGCGGCAAACAGUAGCCCCGACGACCGGGCCUCUUCCUCCUCCUCACUUGUCUUCGCCAGAGAGCGCGUACAGUACAGGAUACUCUACCGACGGCACGUCGCCUGGCGCGCCGCCCGCCACGCUCGCCGCCCCGCUAGUGUCGCCACCGCCGCCGCCUACGCCUCCGACCACGCACCUCUAUCAUGAACCAGCAAAGCGUCGCUCCAGUACCACAGUUAGACGAUGUGUGCCAGAACCAGUUCCAACGAUUUGUGCUACUCCUUCUCCCAGACCAAGGUGUCGAAUUAGGACCAACCCAUGGUUGGGCACUACAUCGCCCAAUGUCAGGAAGAGAGGAGGACCUCACCUUCUCCACCAGCAGUCUCUGCAAUGUCCGCCGCAUCCUCAGUUGCAUCACGCCACAUUUUCCUUGGAUUCACACCCGAAAUAUGCUUCUAGAUCACCGCAUUUAUCUCCCCAUAUAUCUCCUCGUUUGUCUCCGCAUUUAUCUCCACAUUUUUCGCCACGUUUAUCGCCACAUCUGUCACCGGAACCGUACCGUUCUCCAUACUAUAGGGGUGGAGCGUCAAGUGACGAAGAAUGUCGUAAUAUUAAGUCUCGGGGUAGAGAAACGGCUAUUUUAUCUGAUGCCGAUGUGGACUCGGAUGGGGACACAGGAUUGGAUGGAGGGGAUGAAGAUGAACCAGAUAGUAAUGCUUCGCCUGGUAGACGAAGAGCCAGGAGACGAAGACCCCCGAGACGACCACCACGAUCUGCAGGAGCAACACCUCCACGAAUGCGUCGGCGAUGCCACGCGCCUUCCGCCCCACCCGUGAGAGAGCGCGAUCCAUUACUUGAGGCCGAUCGAGAGGCAGAGAGGAAGUACCGGGAACUGAUACGUGAAGCUGAGAAACUCCUUGUCACAGUAUCCAGAGCUCCCAUCGAGCCACCACAUAACCCUAGGGUUAGGGAGCUAAGAGCUACUGAGGUGGAACCCCCCCGACGGAGUCCAGAGCGAACCCACCUCACGAACUUCAUCCGCGCCAACUCCCCCGAGCCGCGGCGCACGCCCGCGCGGCGCUCGCCGCUCGCCGACCCCCCGCCGCCGCCCCCGACCCCGCGCCCCCCGCGCCCCCCGCCUUCCGCCCGCACUCGGAACCCCCCAAGCGGAAAGCGUAUGCAAGGGAUGAGUUUAGAGUUAUCUAGUGGUCCCGAUAAGCAGACGUUGUCGCGCCACAAAAAAAAUAAAAAAUCUGGACCGCAACAACAGCGCCACCUAACGGUCCUAACUAUGGAUGAGAACCCAGGUGACUCCAUAAGAACA
Brenthis ino (lesser marbled fritillary) is the source of this 1590-nucleotide messenger RNA. The record is from the annotation of a GenBank genome assembly. Lineage: Eukaryota; Metazoa; Arthropoda; Insecta; Lepidoptera; Nymphalidae.